This is a messenger RNA of Sclerotinia sclerotiorum 1980 UF-70, 330 nucleotides long. RefSeq lists its product with no specific name. The coding region runs from base 1 to 330 and encodes 109 amino acids. The record is from RefSeq and is a predicted model, not a curated record. The transcript has a single exon. NCBI's taxonomy places the organism in Eukaryota, Fungi, Ascomycota, Leotiomycetes, Helotiales, Sclerotiniaceae.
AUGUCUUUCACAGAUUUUCCCAGUUUCUCGGAACUCCCCACGGAAAUCAGACUUCUAAUCUGGCGGGACGCUGCGUAUCAAGCUCUCAACCCUCCUCGGGCCAUCGUCCAGGAUCCCGCAGUGCGGCCCAGAGAUAUCACACUUCUCGAGACCAAUCCGGAAGCUUGUGAAGAAGCCCUCCUUCGAAAAGAUCUAAGGACUUUCCGUCGUUCAACUCCGGGCGAGCAGGGUGUAAACGAUUCUUCUCCCUCUUGGGAUUGGUUCAGCAUGAAAACGGGCAUUUUUCGUCAUUGGAAUCAGCCAUCGCAUUCCAAAAGGACUUUAUGGUAA